Colletotrichum navitas is the source of this 1683-nucleotide messenger RNA. RefSeq names its product methyltransferase domain-containing protein. The transcript has a single exon. Lineage: Eukaryota; Fungi; Ascomycota; Sordariomycetes; Glomerellales; Glomerellaceae. The record is from RefSeq and is a predicted model, not a curated record. The coding region runs from base 291 to 1511 and encodes 406 amino acids.
AUCUUCGUUGCCUCUGCCUUUGGUGCAUGUCGACUGUGAGAUGGUCUGGGGGUUUUUUCUUUCCUUUCUUUUUGCCUCCCCCCCAUGACGCCGGCUAAACCUUGAUAAUCCGUGACCCGCCCUUCCGGUCCUUUGUUCCCUUUCGCUCACCGGUAAUCCGACACCGAACGUUUGCCCCUCUUCCACCCAUCGCAUGUCCACACGCCGCCGUUUCGCUGGGGGCGGGCACAACACAUCAUCCGCCGUGGGGACCAAGAGGAGCCGAACCGAGUCGAGUCGAAACGGGCCAAAUGAGACCGGCAGCGCAUCCGCUGCCGCCAUCGAGCAGCCUCCCGCCCUUGCGGACCUUGGACCGGCUCUCUGAAGCCGACGUCACGUCUGCCCUGCACAGCCUAUCCAUGAUUUACUGCUCGUUGCCCGUUUCGGUUGCCUUCCAGCUCACACCCGAAACACAGAAGCCCGCUCAUCAUGACAAGUCGCCCCUAGCUGACUCGGGUUAUGUAUCCGAGACGGACGAUGAGCACGAAGAGAUCGACGGUCUCGACCAUCACUUGGCUGCCCUCAAAGUUGAUGCGUUCGAGCGUAGCUUCGCGGAGCGCUGGUUGACGGGCUUCAUUGCUCGAGCCGAGACCCUUCCUUGCUUCGAGUCCGACGAGGCAUGCCAGCGCGCCCUUGACCAGGCUUCCUGUGUGCUCGAGUCUUUUUUCGCUGCUCCAAAAGACGACGACCAGAACGGCCAGAACCAGGAUUAUGCGCGCGAAUUCGCCUUUGACCUCGUUCUUCCGGGUUCCGACACGUCGCGGGCCAGCGUUCCUGUCACAGUGCGACUCAACGAUCGGUUGGCGGGCACAAACUCUGCGGACCCCGACGACGUCGGUCUCCAAAGCUGGGGCGCCUCGAUCCUCUUCUCGGAGAUCAUGUGUGCUUCGCCCGCGUGCUUCGGCUUGGCGCAGCCGGGACUCGGCCCCUCGCCUCGCAUUGUCGAAUUAGGCGCAGGUACCGGACUUGUCAGCCUGGUGCUUGGGGGUAUGCUGCCGUACCUGGGGGCCACAAGUCCGACCAUUGUCGCGACCGAUUAUCACCAGGCUGUGCUCGAGAACCUACGAUCCAACGUUUUGCUCAAUUUUCCAGUUUCCGAGGUGAAACACGUGCAAGCUGCAGCUCUUGACUGGUCUGCGCCUGUGUUGGAAGCGCCUUUGGAUGUUCCUGCCGACAUCAUCAUUGCGACAGACGUCAUCUACGCUCCUGAGCAUGCGGUGUGGUUGCGCGACUGCGCGGCUCACUUGCUGGCAACAAAUGGUGUCUUUUGGCUGAUGGUAACUGUUCGUCGGAACGGCCGCUUCAACGGCGUCAGCGACAGCGUGGAGGCCGCGUUCUUGGCAACCCAGGAUCCCGCACGGGCAGACGGACAAAGGCUCACGAUUGUUCAUUCUGAGGAACUAGAGAAGCGCACGGGUGUCGGGCGUGGUGACGAGAGUGGAUACAGGCUUCUGGAGAUCCGUUGGGCAUGAUGGGGCGUUUAAUGGGCAUUAGACAAAAGACAUAGACAUGGGGAUUCAUGGCAUCAGAUUAGCAUUAGGUACGAGACACGACGGUAGAAUAUACCUAGAUUAGAGUAGAUUAUAGACAACAUAGAGGCGACGUAGAUUAGUUACAUACACCGGCAAAAGGUACAAUGCAACU